ACUCGCUGGGCGGGUUCCAGGACUCGCUAACCUGCAGCUCUACCCUAUGGAACUCCCACGGGAAAUUCCCCAGCCGCCCCCUCACUCCUCGGGCACCACGGUGCUGUCGGUCCUGGACAUGCACACGGGCGGGGAGCCCCUGCGGAUCGUGCUCGAGGGAUGGCCAGAAGUGGGCGGCCCCACCCUGCUGGCUAAACGCCGCUACGUGCGGGAGCACCAGGAUGCGCUGCGGCGGCGCCUGAUGCACGAGCCGCGCGGGCACCGGGACAUGUACGGGGCUCUGCUGGUGCGCAGCGAGCUUCCCGACGCGCACCUGGGCGUCCUGUUCUUGCACAACGAGGGCUACAGCUCCAUGUGCGGCCACGGCGUGCUGGCCCUGGGACGCUUCGCGCUCGACUACGGGCUGGUGCCGCCGCCCCAGCCUGGCGCCAGCGAGGCCCAGGUGCGCCUGCACUGCCCCUGCGGCCUGGUCACCGCCUUCGUGGAGUGCGAGGGGGGUCGCAGCCGGGGGCCCGUUCGCUUCCACAGCGUCCCGGCCUUUGCCCUGGCCACAGAUCUCAAGGUGGAUGUUCCUGGAAAAGGGGAGGUUGUAGUAGACAUUGGAUAUGGUGGUGCAUUUUAUGCAUUUGUUAAUGCUAAAAGGUUUGGAUUAGAUGUCUGUUCUUCGAAGACAAGGGAUCUUGUAGAUGCAGCAACUGAAGUUACAGAAGCAGUUAAAGCACAGGUUAAAAUUUGUCAUCCGGAUAGCGAAGAGCUUGCAUUUCUAUAUGGAACGAUAUUAACAGAUGGAAAUGAUGCUUUUAGUGAAGAACCAACAACCAACAUCUGCGUGUUUGCAGAUGCUCAGGUUGACCGAAGUCCCACUGGUUCUGGAGUGACUGCUCGAAUUGCCUUACAGUAUCACAAAGGACUUAUUCAACUGAACCAGACCAGAACCUUUAAAAGUAGUGCAACAGGCUCACUGUUCACUGGGAAGCCAGUAAAGGAAACCAAAUGUGGUGAGUUCAAAGCAGUUGUAGUUGAAGUAUCAGGACAAGCCUAUUACACAGGUUCAGCAAACUUUAUAAUUGAAGAAGAGGACCCACUGAAAAAUGGAUUUCUUCUCAAAUGACCAUAUUCAUGAUCUCUUACUGCCCCCUUUUAAAGCAACCAUUAUCUAAAAUUGUCCUCGUGUUCUGUGUAAAAAAAGUAUAUCAUCUUAUACAUGUAUGUUGCCAUGCUAUCUAACAAAUCUCAUAAUCCUUGAUUAUAUAAAAUCAUGUUUAUAAAUAAUAGGUAAUAUAUAACUCUUUAAGGUUUGCAAAAGACUUUCACGUUUUAUCUCAUGACAAAUAAUAGUAUGAACCAAUAUAGCUAGAAACAUCUAGUAAAACAAUAUACUAAAGAUGGCAGUAUAAUUUUUCUUUUCUGGUGGUGCUUAGCAUAAAUGAUAAUAAAAUUACCCAUUUCAGAAAGAUUUGUAAAUUUGGGAGUUUUUAAGAUACCAUCUCACCUUUCAAUAUUGUGUUAAAGAGGCUGUUUGAGGGGGGCAGGUAGGUGGUGCAGUGGAUAAAGCACCAGCCCUGGAUUCAAGAGGACCUGAGUUCAAAUUCGGUCUCAGACACUUGACACUUACUAGCUGUGUGACCCUGGGCAAAUCACUUAACUCUCAUUGCCCUGCAAAAAAUAAAAAAUAAAAAUAAAGAGGCAAAGAGGCUAUUUGAAUAAAAGACUUUUUCGAAUAACAUAUCAUAGCUUAAUUCUAACAAAAACAUGCUAUACGAGGUCCUUAUGUAAUAUCUAACAGUUACAACAAUAAAAAUUAAGUGCUUAUUGUGUGCCAGACACUGUCCUAAGUGCUGGGAAUAUAAAGCAAGGAAGACUUAUGGCCGCUGCCCUUAAGGAG
Dromiciops gliroides (monito del monte) is the source of this 1885-nucleotide messenger RNA. It is a transcript of the gene L3HYPDH, whose product is annotated as trans-L-3-hydroxyproline dehydratase. The transcript is spliced from 5 exons. Gene Ontology annotation, molecular function: hydro-lyase activity. The record is from RefSeq and is a predicted model, not a curated record. NCBI's taxonomy places the organism in Eukaryota, Metazoa, Chordata, Mammalia, Microbiotheria, Microbiotheriidae. Bases 47 to 1111 code for a protein of 354 amino acids.